Messenger RNA from Merops nubicus (carmine bee-eater), 543 nucleotides. It is a transcript of the gene GJB5, whose product is annotated as gap junction protein, beta 5, 31.1kDa. The transcript has a single exon. The record is from RefSeq and is a predicted model, not a curated record. Gene Ontology annotation, biological process: cell communication. Gene Ontology annotation, cellular component: connexin complex. Lineage: Eukaryota; Metazoa; Chordata; Aves; Coraciiformes; Meropidae. The annotation marks the transcript as partial.
AUGAACUGGAGUGUGUUUGAAGGGCUCCUCAGCGGGGUCAACAAGUACUCCACAGCCUUCGGCCGCAUCUGGCUCUCCCUCGUCUUCAUCUUCCGCUUGCUGGUCUACGUGGUGGCGGCCGAGCGGGUCUGGAGCGACGACCACAAGGACUUUGACUGCAACACACAGCAGCCAGGCUGCACCAACGUCUGCUUCGACCACUUCUUCCCUGUCUCCCACAUCCGCCUCUGGGCCCUGCAGCUCAUCCUGGUGACCUGUCCGUCCCUCCUGGUCAUCAUGCACGUGGCCUAUCGGGAGGCCAAAGAGCAGAGGCACCGUGCUGCUUGUGGGGAUGACUACCACUGCAUCUACCCCAACCCCGGCAAGAAGCGAGGGGGGCUCUGGUGGACCUACCUGCUCAGCCUCGUCUUCAAGGCUGGCGUGGACGUGGUCUUCCUCUACAUCUUCUACCGCUUCUACAGGAACUACACCCUGCCCCGGCUGGUGAAAUGCGAGCUGCCACCCUGCCCCAACGUGGUGGACUGCUUCAUCUCCCGGCCCACC